CGAGCCUUUCCAGUUCAGUCUGCAUGUCAGACGACAAUGCUGACAACGUUCUGCAAUAAAAAUUCUCAAAAUCGAUAUUUACAAUAGUGAGGAAGUGAUAUUUUGGGCAGAAAAACCAUGAUGCUAAGUGAACAGGCGGUCAUCCUGACGACCGAAGAUUUGGCUCACACCAUUGAGGAAACGAUUCACUACUGCUACGUGUGCAAUACACCGGUGUCGAACUCUUCCAAUGGGCUGUGCCAGCUGUUCCCGGAUCUGGAUGAAGACGAUGAAGCACUCAGUCCGUCCGUCAUUUUGGCCAAUCUGCUUCAAAUUGACAUCUCCCCUGAACUGUCACAUUCCCAGGCCAUCUGUCUGGGAUGCAAUUUGCUGUGCAAUGAAUACCAACAGCUGAUCGAUCGCCUCGAUGCCAUAAAACUGCAAAUGACGGUCAGCUACAACAGCACGGUCACGAAGCUUGCCGCCAGUUUAACGGCCAAAGAGCUGGUCGAUGCCGAAGCGGAAGCUUUGGAUGACUCGAGUAUCUCACAGGACCUAGUGCUUCAGGAUUCGGAUACCGAUAUUAUUGGCAUUCAAUUCUCCGAACUAACAAACGUGCUCCAACAUUCUGAAUCAACCGUAGAGGGUCACCAGAUGUCCGAAACCGAUGCAAAUGCGGCUGAAUCUAUCCUAAGUAAAAUUCAAUUCAUUCCCAGCAGUUCACUCGAUUCGAUUCUCCUGGAAUCUUCAUCACCGCCUAAAUCGAACUCGCGUUCAAUCAUUAAAGUUAUCCAAAAAGCUCCAACCCAACCGACAGCAACGGUCACAUCUGAGUCGAUUGAUGCCGGCUCCAUGUCCGGAUCGUUGUCAGCCGACAUGGACAUCUGUGACGUUCCAUCGUCCACGAUCAAGAUGGGGCAAAUCUUUGAGGACCAGAGGCGAAUCUUCCCAGCAAAGCUCUUUAAUGAAAAUAAACAAAGAACAAUCUUUGCGGACAGCAGUGACGGAAAUAUGGUGGAAAUCAUCAGCGAUGAUCACUCAGUGUCCGAUUACAUCUACGAAAAUGUGAUCGAAGAAGACGAGGUCAGUGAUGGGGACGGUGAAGACGGCGAAACAACAACAACAGACGACAUUAUCAUAAGGGAAGGCCAAGCAGGAAGUAGUAGCUCGCUGCUAUCCGUUGUUGAUGGUGGUGAAAGUGAGGAGGAAUCGUUGACCAGAACUUCUUUGGAAAAUGACUCGAGACCUCCGGAUUUUAUUCUGAGUGCCAGUGAUGAUCAGCUGGGUCAACACGAGGAAGUGGUGCUUGAUAGCAAUGCUCAAAUUUUGAUUGCUGCUGCAAAUGAAAGCUUAAGGCGGCUGAAAACGAAAGUUGAAUCGCUCUUCUUCAAAACGUCAAACAACUACUACUGCGCGCUGUGCAGUUCCGCCGGAGGUCCGACGUCGGCCCACAACGUCAAAACGAUCGUCAUCCACCUGAAGACCGAUCACAAUGAGAAGAUUCUGAUCUGCGAGCACUGUGAUAAGGUUUUCCGAAAACGCACCGAGUACAACGAACAUCUGGAUCAGCACGUGGCAUCGGAGAUAAGCGGCGACUUCCGGUGUGACGUUUGUAGUAGUAAAUUUGGGAACAUAAGGGCGCUCCGGAUGCACCGGAAAACCCAUGUGGCCGUCCAGAAGGUGUGGUGCUGUGAGGUUUGCCAGAAGAAGUACAGCUCCAAGAAUCUGCUUGACGAACACAUGAACAUGCAUUCGGGGAAAAGACCGUUCAAGUGUGCCGAAUGUCCGAAGGAUUUCGCCUCGAAGUACACCCUAUCGGCUCACAUGAAAAUUCACCAGGAUCGGGAACGAAUGUACACCUGUAAGGUUUGCGACAAGGGCUUCUUCAGCCAGAACAAUUUGAUUCAGCACGAGAAGAUUCACACCGGGGUGCGGGAUUUCGUUUGUCCGGAGUGUGGAAAAUCGUUCAUGUCCCAGCACAAUCUGGACAUUCACAAAAUUGUGCACCUCAACUACAAGCCGUUCAUCUGUCGGACGUGUGGCAAGGGCUUUGCCCGGAAGGCCGAAAUCAAGGAUCACGAGCGAACUCACACAGGCGAGCGUCCCUUUGUAUGUGAAAUUUGCGACGCCAGCUUCUCCCAAAGAUCGAAUCUCCAGUCACACAAGCGGGCAACGCACUUCAACGAUAAGCGCUACAAGUGUGAUCUGUGCAAUCGUUGCUUCAAACGACGUCGGCUGCUAGACUAUCACAUUAAGGCAUGCCACACAGGAGAGCGCCCGUAUCGAUGUGACAUUUGUUCGGCCACUUUCGUUUAUCCGGAGCAUUUCAAAAAGCAUCAGAAAAUUCACACCGGAACUAAACCCUUCGCUUGUGAGGUUUGUGGCAAGUCCUUUAACAGUCGGGACAACAGGAACGCCCAUCGAUUUGUGCAUAGCGAUAAGAAACCCUACGAAUGUGUCACGUGUGGAGCCGGAUUUAUGCGUAAACCACAGCUCUAUUGGCAUAUGCAACAGAGGAGUCAUUUGAACGAUAAGAUAGUCGUAAAUCAGCCUCGCAUUACCAGCGAAGAUAUGCUGGAGUUCGAUACGACCACCGAUUCGAUCGGCGAUCCUCUCGAGUAUGAUGGAAAAGAUUUUCUGGAUGAGAACGUCGUGGACGUCGUUGAGUUUAUGCGGGAUGAGUAUUACAGCGCCGGGGAAGAGAUCGAAGUCGAAGAAGAGGACAUCAUCGGCGUCGGAGAAUCAAAUACCGUCGAUAACGACGGCACUACGACGACGACAACCUUAAUAGCCAUGCCAGUAGUAAGCUCCGAUGAUGGCGUUACAACCCAUCACCAGCUCCAGCACGGCACCGCCGUUGAGCUUUCGGAAUCCACGGCGCUGCUUGCGGCUUCCGACGGUUCCGAUGGCACCACCGCCUUCAUCGAUGAAGCGGACAUCAUCGAGCACCACCGGACCCAGGACGGGAUGCAGCUGGUGAAGCUCAAGAUCACCAACUCGGGCCUCAAGGAUAGCAUUACCUGGGUCAAUUUUGUUUCUCAGUGAGAAACUUUACUGGGGACAGCUGGGGAGAAAUUAGUAUUUAGUGUAAACUUCCAAAGAAGUAAAACUUAGGCGUUU
This is a messenger RNA of Uranotaenia lowii, 3099 nucleotides long. Its product is annotated as zinc finger protein 264-like. Lineage: Eukaryota; Metazoa; Arthropoda; Insecta; Diptera; Culicidae. The coding region runs from base 118 to 3024 and encodes 968 amino acids. The record is from RefSeq and is a predicted model, not a curated record. The transcript has 7 exons.